This is a messenger RNA of Oreochromis niloticus (Nile tilapia), 7466 nucleotides long. RefSeq names its product pleckstrin homology domain containing, family G (with RhoGef domain) member 4 (gene plekhg4). The coding region runs from base 212 to 7138 and encodes 2308 amino acids. The transcript is spliced from 24 exons. The record is from RefSeq and is a predicted model, not a curated record. Gene Ontology annotation, molecular function: guanyl-nucleotide exchange factor activity. Lineage: Eukaryota; Metazoa; Chordata; Actinopteri; Cichliformes; Cichlidae.
GUGAGGAGGGCGGGGGAGGAUCCAGAGAUGCAUGAUUGGCGGCUGGUGGGCGGGGCUUAACAUGUGAGAGGCUAGACUGAGAGUUGCAGUGAAUCAGACCUCACCGGAGGCGAGACACACGGCAGACAGACAGACAGACGGACAGACAGGAAGAGAGGAGCUAAAAUGGUCUUAAACUGGAAUAUACAGCGACUGACAGCACACUGCAACCAUGGACUCUGAAUCUUUGGACCGGUGCAUCCAGUCGGCUCUGGCAGCCCUCUACCCACCCUUCCAAGCUACAUCCCCAACUGUUCUCUGUCAGGUCCUCAGCGUUGUGGAGCGCUAUUACAGAGGAGACGGCCUCCGCUACCUCCUCCACUUCCUGCUGCCGGCAAAGCAGUUCUUACACAACCUCCAGCAGGAUGCCUGUCUGCAGUACUGUGGUUUCCUGUUUCGUCAUGAAGGCUGGCCUUUGUGCAUCCACGAGAAGGUAGUCGUUCAGCUCAGUCAUCUGGACCCACACCACCUCCGUCCAGGAGACUUCUACCUGCUGGUUUCUCCUUCUGCAGCCCCACCCCCUCCUCGAGCACCCAGGGCCUCCUGCAGGGGCGGCGUCCCAUUGAAACCCCGCCUGCUCCUGUGCAGCGUGUCGGCCGGCAGCCAUCAUGUGGAGCAGCAGGAGGUGUGCGACGUAGCUCUGCAGUCUCUCUUUAGCAUGGCCUGGUUAGACUCCGUCAACAGGGAGAGGGAGCAGCGCGGUGCAUCCAGGUUGGAGCGCUGCCUCCUCUCCGCCCACGGAGACGUCUUUAGGGUCCCCUGGGAGGAUCUGGUCUACCCACAAUUCAUCAGUCGGCCCUGUGCUGCUCCGAAGGAGGACCAGGACUCGUCCAUUAAAGGCAAAGAUGUGUCAAUCAAGACAUCAUCUGACAACAACAGAGAAGCAACCUCUUCAAGGGAUGUGAAGCACCUCCCAUCUUCGCCUAAAACAGACCAAUCACCAGCAAACAGCGAGGGCGAGGACUCGGAGGGGGAGUAUGUGGAGCUGACGGAGCUCCCGCUUCCUCGCUUCUCCCCACAGAAAGGCUCCUUAACCCAGUCCAUCAGCCUGCAGCACCGAGCCAGGACAAGUACACAUACCACCACACACACACUGUCUGCUGCUACCGCACACACUCCUCAAACCACCAACAUACACUCAGCUGCUUCCACACUUACUGCCCACGCACACAACAACUCCCCGCAGCCCUGUGAGGAUGCAACCUGCAGGCUCAUGGAAGAGAGCGUCCACCAGGACCACCAUGAAGCUGUAGUCCUGACCCCCUUCUCCUCCUCUACCGCUCCUGAAGUCACAGGAACAUCCAUCUGUGAAUCUGAAGAAACAGAAGGUACUGACACAGGCACAAAUCUGAACACUGAACCUGAAACCUGCACAGAAAUGAGGGUGGAGGAGUGGGAGGAGGAGCGAAGUAACAAGGAGGAAGAGAGCGUGGUGAUGGAAAGGAAGGAGAAACCGGUCAUUUCAGCUGGUGAGGAAGGAGAGGAGGUGCAGGAGGAGGAAAAGUUUCCAAGUGAUGAGGAGGAAGCUGAAAGUGAAGAUACAGAGGGAGAUGGAGAAGAGGAGUUGAAUGAAGAUGGAGAAGAUGAGGUAGAAGAAGGCCCAGAGGAAGUAGAGGUCGAGGAGGAAAUUCAGGUUAUGAUUGUGCAACAAAGUAAAGAAAGAAAUGAGGAAGAGGAAAUAGUGACAGAAGAUACAAGAGGAGGAGAGACAGAAGAAGAAAAGGGAUGUGGAGAGGUUCACACAGAUAAAGACUCUUAUUUUGAAAGUAACGCAAAACAAAAGCAAUCUGAGGACUUUUAUUUAAAAAAUAACACACAACAAGCACACUCCAUCGACUCUGUAACAGAAACAGACUAUAAAGACUCUUAUUCUGAAAAUAGCACAAAACCGAAACACUGGGAGGGCUCUUAUUCUGAAAUCAAAACUACAGAACCACACUAUGAGGACUCUUAUUCUGAAAACAUAAAACCAGUAAAAACCUCAAAUUCUGAAAGUGAUGCACAGCAGUCACACUCCAGUAACUCUUGCUUUGAAAAUGGCAAAACACAAAUACAUUCUGAGGAAUAUUAUUCUGAAAGAAUAGCUACAGAAUCAUAUUGCAAGGACUGCUAUCCUGAAAAUAACAAACAACCACUACACACUGAGCACUCUUAUUCUGAAAACACAGCACCAGAAACGCACUCCUUGGACUCUUAUUCUGAAAACACAGCACCGGAAACGCACUCCUUGGACUCUUAUUCUGAAAACACAGCACCAGAAACGCACUCCUUGGACUCUUAUUCUGAAAACACAGCACCGGAAACGCACUCUGUGGACUAUUCGGAAAACAUAAAAAAGGUAGACUCAGAAACCUUAUAUCCUGAAAAUGCCACACAGCGUACACACGCCAUUGACUCUUAUUUUGAAAGUAACAAACCACAAAGUAAAUCUGAGCAUUCUUAUUUUGAAAGCAUAGCUACAGAGUCACGUUGCGAGGACUGUUAUCCUGCAAAUUACAAACCACCACACAUUCAGGACUCUUAUUCUGAAAACACAGUACUAGAAACGUACUCGGUGGACUCUCAUUCUGAAAACACUGUAAGAGAAGCACAUUACAAUGAUUCUUAUUCUGAAAAUAACACUAAACAGACAGACUCCAGUGACUUUAAUUCUGAAAAUAACAAGCAAGAGAUAGCAAGAGACUGUUAUUCUGAAAGCAACAUAAAAGAGACAGACACUGAGGGCUCUUAUUCUGAAAACACAGCACCAGAAACGCACUUCGCGGACUAUUAUUCUGAAAGUACAGCAAGAGAAUGCCACUCUGACUCAGAAAAUAAUAAACAGCAACAUACUGAGUGCUGUAAUUUUGAAAAAACAGCAACAGAACCAUAUUACAAGGGCUCUUAUUCUGAAAAACAGACACAGCACAUGUGCUCUGAAGAGCCCAGCACAGGACACAAGCAGAUCAAGGAUUUUUCUGAAAACAGCACACAUCAAACACACCACAGGGACUCUUAUUGUGAAAGCAACACACUGCAAACACAUCAAGGAACUUUUAAUUCUGAAAAAGAAACACAACCUCAGAGCUCUUCUGAAAAUAGUACAGAAGACUCUCACUUAGCAAGCACAUAUUCUGAAAGUGCACCUGACCCUGGGGACUCAUAUUCUGAAAACAAAGCACAUUGCGAUGACUUUUAUUCUGAAAGCAGUGCACUUCAGGGACCCACAGAAGAAUCGGAUCAAUCCAGUACUGGAGAGAAUAACGCAGAGGAGUGUAAAACACUGCACUGCGUCUCCACACCAGCAACACAUCAAAACUUACUUCUGACAGAAGCUGAGUCCAACAGUGGACAGGAAGUCCAAAAAGAGGAGGAGCGGUGGAGCUGUGAGGAGGCUGCUGGAGCUUCAGAGUGUCACACUGAAGGCCUCUGCAGUGAGCUGCGUCCUGCCCAGUCAGAGGUCGCUCUGGCUGCUGGUUCGAAUCCGACAGAACAACCAGCAGCUGUUCCAAGGGUAGUCCAGCCUGUCACCCAGUCCUCCCAGUCAAGACUGUACAGCAUGCUGUUGAGGUCUGGAGCUGUUUGUCUGCCUGGAACCAGAGACAAAGGUGAGCGAGCGCUGCUCACCGUCUCCACCACGAGCCCCGUGUGGUCCCACCUGGACUGUGACAGCGCUGAGCUGCCCUGCCUCCUCCUUUACUACACCUCCACCCUCAGGAAGGAGGUGCUAGCGUCGGGGCUGACGGUGUUGGUGGAUGCCCGUGGAGCUGCUCCCUCUCCCGCCCUGUACUCCGCCCUCAGGUCGCUGCAGGAGAACACACCAGGCUCCAUCCACGGUGUUUUGAUCCUUGCUAACAAGGACUCAUCUCUGCGUGUGGACAAACCUGCAGCUACACAGGUGGAGGUGCUGAGCUCUCUGAAGUCUGUUCAGAAACACGUGGAGCUCCGACAGCUUCCUGUGGAGUUUGGAGGAUCCUUCAGCUUCAGUCAGAGCAGCUGGGUCAGCUUCAGAUUGAGACUGGAGCAGCUGACCCGUCAGUGUGAGGACGUCAUCAGCCUGCUGCAGAAGAGCAUCAACGCGCUGCAAUCCACACCUUUACCAAACACUGCUGAGGAUGCCGAGCUGCUGCUGUCCCGCUACAGGUCAGUGAUGUGCAGCAUCCUCGCAGACAGCCGAUUGGUGCAGCUCCAGCAGGAGGGCGGUGCCUCGCUGUCGUGGCUGCGCAGAGAGGAGAGCAGCGUCGGCGUGGCGGUGGACCAGCGGGCGGCGGUGGAGUCGGUGUCGGCUCUGUACGAGCAGGUGGAUGAGCUGCUCCACCGCCUGGUGAUGCUGUCCAACUCCAAAACGCAGGAGCUGAACUUCAUCGUGGACUUCAGGAACCUGGAGCAAGGUUUCAGCGAGGUGAAGACGUGGCUGCAGGAGGUCGGUGAAGUUCGUCUGAAGAGUCUGGAAGAGCCGGCAGAUUCUCUGGUGCUUCUGAAUGAAAAACAGCAGGACUACAAGGACUUCUGCACAACGGCAUACGACCAGUGUAAACGAGGCAAGGAGCUGCUGUCUCGGCUGGAGCGCCGGGACGACGUGCCAUCCGCUGACCUCCACAUCUACGAGGACAAAGUUCACUCCUUCUGGGCUCAGCUGCAGGAUUUCACUCAACGGAUCAGCAGCACCGGGCAGAACAUUGAGCGGGCCGUCCGACUCUACAGCUUCUUAGAUCAGGCUUAUGGCUGGGCGCUGCAGGGUAUGCGUCACCUAGCUGGGUUCAGUAUGGAGGACUGCACACUGCCAGACAAAUGCCAAGCUGUGAUUGGCUGCCUGGAGGACUACCAGCGUCUGCACCCACCAAUCCCAGAUGCCUGUUUUCAGGAAAUGAAGGUGGCUGCGGGUGAGCUGCGGGGCGAGCGAGGCCUUCGUCAGUGGAGCUUCGCUUGGUCCAAGUGUCAAGAGACCAAGAAGAUGUUUGACAGGAAGAUGGAGGCAGCACUCAAGACGCGUGACUCCACCCACAGGCGCCGCUCUGACUCUGCCACCAGCAGGAGCUCCAUCUCCUCCAGGAAGUCUCUGUCAGGACUCUGGGGGGCCCGUGACACCUCCUCAUCCUCCUCCCGCCUGCCAGAGGAGAAAACAAAGGCCUCCUCACCUCCUCAUAAUGCCUCCUCGGUGCUUCCCAUGACCUCCACCCCUGCUGCCUCCGCCUCCCCUCCCACCCCGCAGCACACGCCGCUUCUCCGGCGACUUUUUCGCAGCUCCUCCUCAGAUGAGUCCUCAGACCGCGUGGAUAUCACUUCCUGCAGUCCCAGACUCCACCGCCUGGAUUCUUCUCCCUGCUUCACUCCAUCAUCGUCUUCCUUCUCCCUCUCUUCUUCCUCCUCUUCCUUCUCCUGCAGACGGCAGCAGCUCAGGAAGACUCAGAGUUUCGACUGCCCCGCCACCCCGGAGACGUCACGCUACGGCCCGUCUGCUCGUGCCCUCAGCGAGCCAGUGCGCAGAGGAAACACGGGCGUGUUCAUUCGUGGUCUGGAGGUCAGCAGCACUGAGGCAGCAGACCGCACGCUCUGCCCCAGGACGCCUUCUCACAGCUGGGCACGACAAGGGUCACAUAGCCCCGGGACACCCAGCACACCCACGGGAGAACCCCGACCCAGGGGCAGCAAGCUGCGUCACAUUGUGGAGGAGAUGGUGAACACGGAGCGCGAGUAUGUCCGCUCGCUGCGUUACAUCAUCCAUCACUACUUCCCCGAGAUGGACCGAGCAGACCUCCCGCAGGAUCUGAGGGGGAAACGCACCGUUGUCUUCGGCAACCUGGAGAAACUCCUCGACUUCCACAGCCAGUUUUUCCUGAAGGAGCUGGAGGCCUGCUCGAAGCAUCCGCUCAGAGUGCCGCACUGCUUCCUCAGACAUAAGGAGCAGUUUGGUCUGUACGCUCUCUACAGCAAGAACAAACCCAAGUCUGACGCUCUUCUGGCGAAUCACGGACACUCCUUCUUCAGAAGGAAGCAGCUGGAGCUGGGCGAUAAGAUGGACCUGUCCUCCUACCUGCUGAAGCCCGUUCAGAGGAUGAGCAAGUACGCGCUGCUGCUCACUGACCUCAUGAAGGAGGUGGGCGUGGCUCAAGAGGCGGAGCUUACUGCACUGCAGUCUGCCACCAAUAUGGUCAAAUUCCAGCUUCGUCACGGAAACGACCUGUUGGCCAUGGACGCCAUUCGAGACUGUGACGUGAACCUGAAGGAGCAGGGUCAGCUGAUCCGGCAGGACGAGUUCACUGUCUGGAGCGGGAGGAGGAAAUGUCAGCGUCGCAUCUUCCUGUUCGAGGAGCUCGUCCUCUUCAGUAAACCUAAGAAGAUGGAGGGAGGGCUGGACGUCUUCAUCUACAAACACUCCUUCAAGACGGCGGACGUUGGUCUGACGGAGUCGACGGGGGACAGCGGGCUGAGGUUUGAGAUCUGGUUCAGGAGGAGGACAUCCAAGAAUCAGACCUUCAUCCUUCAGGCGACAACGACGGACACAAAACACGCCUGGACAAACGACAUCGCCCGAAUCCUGUGGACCCAGGCCACGAGGAACAAAGAGAUGCGUUUGAAGGAGAUGGUGUCGAUGGGCGUGGGCAACAAACCGUUCCUGGACAUCCAGCCGAGCGACGCGGCCAUCAGCGACCGAGCCGUUCACUACAUGAUGAAGAGCAGAGGUGCCAGAACGCGGGCGUCCAUCGCCGUCUCCGUCUUCGACCAUUCGAAUCCUUUUAAAAGGGGAGCGUUGACCUCUGACCCCGCAGCAUUAGGCCCGUCUUCAACCAGCCUGCUGGGACCGCUCAAUCUGCACAUGUACAGUCAGAGCAUCCCCCCUCCUCCCACCGCUCAGAGCUCCUUCAGCGCUUCGUGCAUCGAGGAAGAUGAGCAGGAGCACGAGACCAGCAGCCAGCCCUCCAUGACCACUGAGAGUUCAGGUUCGUCGUCUCGCUGCCUCUCCGGCUCCACUGGCUCCGACAGCGGCUGCGUGUCCUCCCACCUCCAGGAAACGCUGCCCGAGGAGCCCUCCUCCUCUUCCUCCAGCAAACAGCACCUCAACAGCCAGUACAUUUCAGCUAAAGCAGCUGCAGUCAUCAGCCCGGCCACCAUCGUGUGAUCGGCUCGUCUGAACGACGUCCCUGUUCGUCUGCUUCCUGCUGCAGUUCUGAGUUUCCUCCUGUUUGACCCGGACGUUGGACUUUGAGCAGCAGCGUUCACCUGCGCCGCCCCUCAGCUGCUUUCAUUUGUGUUGUAAAUAAGGACGGUUUGAGUUCGUCUCCUCGCCGCCGCCACGUCCAUUUGUUGUGCUGAUCCAGGGUCAGUCUGCGGGCGGGCGGCGCGCUGUGAGGACGACAGGUUUGUGUCUGUACAUGUGUGUAAAUAAACCCUCAGCUGAGCGUUUGCUGUCACUUUUUACUUGAAUAAUAAACAGUUUGUUCACACGC